Vicia faba (fava bean) is the source of this 2616-nucleotide messenger RNA. Lineage: Eukaryota; Viridiplantae; Streptophyta; Magnoliopsida; Fabales; Fabaceae. The record is from the annotation of a GenBank genome assembly.
AUGGAGCUUAAAGCUUCGUCUCCAAAACCAGAGUCUGUUGCCCCAUCUGAUUGCGCUAGUGAUCCCGAAGAGAAGGAAGUGAGCGAUGACGAUGACGAUGAUAGGAAUCAUAAGCAUCGGAGGAAGGAUGAUCAUUCUCAAUCAUUGGAGAGAGAUGUUUUAGAUCCUGCAAUUAACAGACCAUUCAGAAAGCGUAACAAAAAUUUUGGGAACCGUCAUCCAUUUAGAGAAAAUGAAUCUAUGGCCUUUGAAACACUGAAAACUUACAGCGAUGCCUCUACAGAUAAAGAUUUUUAUUCCAAGUUCGAAAGAAGGCGCCCUGGGAUGACUUCAGUUCCUCGAGCACCUUUUGAUAUGAAUCAAAGGUUACGGCCAAACCAAUCAUUUGCUGGAGAUCCUGGCGCUGGUAGGGGAAGAGGCAGGGAAUCUGGUUUUUGGAAUCAUCGUGAAUCUAGGUUCAGCUCAAUUGAUGUUGCUUCACAAAUGGUUCAGCAGGGAUCCUUUCCUCCAGCCCUUUAUACUGGACGUGGGUUACCAAAUAUAUCAAAUGCACAAAAUGCGUCUUGGAAUACAUUUGGUUUAAUUCCAGCCGUACCUAACAGUGGCUUAGACAUGCUUCAUCCAAUGGGUUUACAAGGAGCGCUCAGACCACCUAUUAAUUCAUCUUUAAAUGUGAAUAUUCCCCGUCAACGAUGCAGAGAUUUUGAGGAACGUGGAUUUUGCCUUAGAGGGGACAUGUGCCCUAUGGAACAUGGUGUUAAUCGAAUUGUCAUUGAAGAUGUUCAGAGUCUUUCACAGUUCAACCUUCCUGUUUCGCUUUCAAGUGCACACCUAAUUGGAGCACCUGCUGGAGCUGGAUCGCUAAAUUCAGUAAAUGCUUCAACUGCUUCAAUGAACAGCAAAUGUAAAUCUGGAAUAGUUUCCAAGUCCGUUGUCAGUGAUGUUGGUUUGCCCAUGGAUGGUGAAUAUCCCGGUCCUGGUUGCACAAGCGGAGCUGAUCUUUAUGAUCCAGAUCAACCACUGUGGAAUGAUAGGGGUCUGGAAUCUUCAAAUGCACUCCUAAAUAUGCAGUCAUCAAAGAUUGAUGAUGCCGAGCCUAUGUCUUGUGAUGCUCCAAAUAGUGUUUGUCCAGUCGAAGCUACCAGAACUUCAGUCAGUUUACAGGGUGCCAGUUCAUCUGUCUGGGGCAGAAUUGGUAGUUCAAAAACUAGAUUUGGCGCGAAAGAAAAAUCUAAUCCUACAAUGAGCUCUUUCCAUUUUCUUGAUAAUCAAUCAAAGGAAGAUAAUGAUGAAUUAAUAGGUCCUCGCAGCACUUCCGGUCAAGGUAACCAAAUCAUAGCAGAUGAUGCCAUCCCAAGAGCCUUGGAAGCAUCUUUGAAGGCACAAGCUGAUAUGCGUCACAUACGUAAACCAUCACAGAAGGCACUGCGUACUCUAUUUGUAAAUGGGAUACCUCAUAAGAUUAACAGUAGGGAGUCUCUUCUUGCUCAUUUUCAGAAGUUUGGGGAAGUUACCGACAUUCAUAUUCCAAUAAACAGUGAACGAGCUUUUGUCCAAUUCUCCAAGAGGGAAGAGGCUGAAGCUGCUUUGAAGGCACCUGAUGCUGUAAUGGGCAAUCGUUUCAUCAAGCUGUGGUGGGCUAAUCGUGACUGUUUUCGUAGUGAUAAUUCUACUGCAAGUGGGAAUGGUGCAACUGUAACUCCCCGCGGGCAACCUCCCACUUUCGUUCCAUCUCAUCCAGUGGCCACUGAUAGGAGAACUGAUGCUUCAAGGACUAUGUUUGAAGGAUCAUCACCUUCGGAUUUACCAAAGCCAGUCAUUGCAGAUGCACCCAAGGUUGCGCCUCCUUUACAGAGUAAGCUUGAAAGCUUAGAGCAUCUAAGGGAACAAAUGCGCAAGAAGCAGGAAAUUCUGGACCAAAAGCGUAACGAGUUCAAGCGCCGGUUGAUCAAAUUUGCAAAACAAGCUACAGGACCCAAGGGUGAAGUUGUUACUGAGCAAUCUGCCAAGAGACUCAAAACGAGCAUGGCGUCUAAUGUAGUCAAACUGGCUUCUCCUCAGUUGUCUGAUGCUAAUAUUGGUAUGUCAUCUCCACAUGCGGAGACAACAGUGGAUAAGAAUAAACAGUUGGUCAAGACUGCUUCUCAAAGUCCUAAAGCGAAUACACCAAUGAGACUACAGGAACCUACAGGCUUGAGGCAGUCAAUUCAACCAUUAGUGCUUAUUAAUAGAUACAAAUUGGAUAACCGUCCCACUGCAUUUAGAAUCAUCCCACCUUUGCCAGUUGGUCUAGCAAAUGUUGCUGCUUUGAAGGAACACUUCUUACCAUAUGGUGAACUUUCCGCUGUAGAGCUAGAAGAUGUGAUAGUCAAUGACAGUAGCGAGCAAGAGGCACGUCUAAAUUUCACUACUCGUGGGGCAGCUGAGCAGGCCUUUAUAAAAGGUAAAUGCUGGAAAGACCAUAGCCUUAAAUUUGCGUGGUUGGCACCUGCCAAUUCUGGCAAUGGCAAUGCCACUGUUAGUAGAGAACGUUCUCUAUCUGCUCCUCCCAGGGAGCCCUUGGAUACAGAAGUCCAAUCUGAAGAAAAGUUGGGAAACUCUGACAAUGUCUGUUGA